Molecule: messenger RNA, 1011 nt
Organism: Sceloporus undulatus (fence lizard)
Lineage: Eukaryota; Metazoa; Chordata; Lepidosauria; Squamata; Phrynosomatidae
Exons: 5
Coding region: 1-1011 (336 amino acids)
Biological process (GO): regulation of cilium beat frequency involved in ciliary motility; positive regulation of cell motility; cilium assembly
Cellular component (GO): motile cilium; ciliary basal body
Source: RefSeq, a predicted model, not a curated record
AUGGGGGUUCAGCCUGGUGAACUCCCUCAAGGCCCUGUCCUCCGGAACCGACAUGUAGUAGCGACGCGACUGCAUGUCGAAGAAGAGGUCCGGGAAGUCUUGUCCGCGGGGCAAGUCCUCUUCAUCGUCGGUUGCCGGGUGGGGGGGCGACCGAUGCUCCGGGGAGCGAGGAGGCGCGGUGUCAUCCGUCCCGUGGAUGAAAUCCAUGGUCGGAGGAGGCAGAGGAUGAGGUCUCCUGCCCUUCCCCCUGCUUUUACUCUGCAGGUUUCUGUGACUCCUGAAAAUCUGCUCCUGGGACUUGGAGGAGCCGUGGAAAUUGUGUUAAACAUGGUGGAUUUGGAAACCCCAAUCAAUUCCAAAGAUAUCAAAGAGACAUUUGACAAUGAAACAACCCCACCCAGUAGUACCAAAUUUCAUCAGAAAUGGGGAGCAAAAUUGGAAACCAAGACAUACUUCUUCGAGCCAGAGAAGUCGUUUCCCUUCAUCGAAGCAGUUCAGAAUGGCUACAUGACGAGAAUCACCGAUAAUGAUAUUAAAUCUUUAGUACUAGAUGUUGAAGGAACCAAUUCAAGCUUCCAAGGAAUCAAUGUUAGUAUUACGUACAUUGUGUGUCCAAAUGAUCCGAAGAUAACAUUGGGAAUUACACUGUCAAUUCUAGUCCUCCUAGUGAAGAACAUCAAGAAGCAAUUUACAUUUGAAGUCCAGGUACUAGAUAGUAACAAUGUCCGGCGCCAGUUUCACGCCAGUACCUACCAGUCUACCACACGAGUCACUCCAUUCUUUUGCACCAUGCGCUUGUGUCUGGAUGAUGGUUGGAGCAGAAUUCAAUUCAACUUAUCCGAUUUCACACAACAGAUAUACAAAACGAACUAUGUUGAGACUCUCCGGGUUCAGAUCCAUGCAAACUGUUGUAUUCGCAAGAUUUAUUUUUCUGACAAACUCUAUUCUGAAGACGAGCUGCCUCCUGAUUUAAAGAUUGAUAUCCCAGUCAAAAACAAGGGCAAGAAAUGA